Messenger RNA from Symbiodinium sp. CCMP2456, 2967 nucleotides. The record is from the annotation of a GenBank genome assembly. Lineage: Eukaryota; Dinophyceae; Suessiales; Symbiodiniaceae.
AUGACAGCUGUUGGCCAUGUCGGCUUUGUCGUGCUGUUGAUUGCGAGUAUUGGUCGUGGCUACGUGCACAGUGGGUCUGAGGAAGCGGAUGUUCUGAAGACCGAGAUUGUGAAGUACAAAGAAGGUUGGUUCACUGCAGCAUGCCCCGGUGACCUUGUAGUGCGCCUGCUAUCUUCGGCACGGACUAUUUCAGAACCGCUGCGCUUGGAGAUUGAGAUCUACAACAUUUGCCAGGGUUGCAACGUGCCAAUCCCGGAGAAAGCCACAGUGGUGAUUGGGGACUAUGGUGUUGAGCGUCGCCAUUUCGCACGAGUUGCCACACAACUCAGCAGCGAGAUCACUUGUCCUGGAAGUGCCAUAAUCAACGUGGAAUUGAAGCCGAAGACGAGCAGCAACAAAAUAGAAAACUUGCCAGCAAAGCUGGAAGUCAUGAUCUUGGAUCAAUACGGAAAAGAGCACCCCUGGGGUUCUGCUAUUGUCGAUUUUCCGUACCACGCCUACCGACCCGUGUUCUGGACGGGCAAGCGCCGCUAUAACUUCUUGGCAAUUGGAUUUCCAGGCGCUGGCAAGACCACUUACAUCACCAGCUUGUCAUCUGCUCUCUCCGUCAGCAACGAUCAGAGGCUGCCUCGUGACAUUGGUCAAGGACGUGGCCACAACACGAAAGCCAUAACGAAGUAUGACCUCUCUUCCCUUUUGGAUGAUUCGUCGAUUGGUGUCAACUUUUGGGACACCUGGGGUAUCUGCGAGGGCGAGACUUGCCAAUUCCGAGAUUUUUCAGAAGCAUUUCUCCAAAACUUGACUGAUGGCAAAGUCCCGGAUGGCUUUCAUCUCAAUGAAUAUGAUGCGCACAAAGGUAUCUUCAAUGAGAUCGGCGGUCACCAGAUGUUUUCGGAAGCUCAUCGCAUGCACGGUGUUUUGUUCUUCAUGAGAUACGAGCAUUCCGUCAGGGAGCCCGAGAAGUCCCUGGCGAAGAAGUACGUGGCAAAGAUUUCAGAGCUCGGCUACUCCACCAUGGUGGUCUUAACCUGGUUGCAGACGGCAUGUCAGAAAAACAACACAGCUGCCUGCGAGACUGAACGGGUGGAAAAGGUGUCCAAAGCUCUUGAUGUUCCACCCAGUACAAUCUUUCCAUUUACUCGUGGAAGAGUGACACUGUUGGGCUACAAGGAUUCGACGGUGAGCAUGUACGGGUUGAAGAUCCUCCAGACGGCGAUGGACAAUGCCGAGCAGUUUUCCAAGUCCAUGGAGCUUGCACACCAGAAGUCCAUGAGAGAGCGGGCUGAAAAGGAAGCACAAGAGAAGGCAGACAGAAAGGAAGCUCAAAAAAUGGUUGGAACAGGUCCUCAGUGGGGGGACUCGGUCCACGCAGCACUGGCAGAGGUGAGUGUUUUGUGGAACUUCAGUCCUGAAGACCAGGUGCUGCUCCGAAGUGCGGGAUGCUUCACCGCAAUUCUGGUUUUCUGCAUUUGCAGCUGGAAGUUUGGAGCUCUUCGUGUCAGCGUUGGGGAUUUGCCGGAGUGGCGUCGACGUGAAGUCCACGUGGAUUUAUGGCUCAGGGUGCUGGUUGGCCUCUUGGUUCUGUGCUGCCUUGCCAUCGCUGUGCUGCCAGGAGCGAGGACUUCCAUGAUUCCCUCGCAGUGGGAAAUGCACUCGAGCCGCGACUGCUCCAGCGAUUCCCUUUUGCUGCAGGCUCCAAACCAUGGGAAGCCUUCAGAAUCAGAGUGCAGAGUACAGUGUGAUGAACGCUGGGAUUGUUCCUUCGCUUCCUGGAGCUCAAGCAGUUGCAGCCUGUAUUCUCAAUGCCUUCAGGUUUCCAAGAGCCAGUUCAAGCUAUUUCAGAAGAGUUCAGAUGCCAGAUGGCAGCUGGGGCCACUCCUGAUUUCAAACCUUUUUUCACUGCUUUUUCCAUCUCUGUCUGGCCUGGCAAUGUGUUCGGUUCUUGCUUCCGCUGGUUGGUCGCUGGUCGCUUCGGGUCUGGAGAUCGGCGUGGCCGCUGCUUUGUCUGCGACGUCUUUGGUCCUCCAGUUUGCCGCGCACCAGCAGCUCCAGGAGCUCUUGGAGCUGUCUGAGCGCAAGAUGCAUGUGCAGAAUGAUGAAUCAGCCAAGACUGUGAGGCAGAGAGAAAUCGAGCAGAAGCUUUGGAAGGAGGUGCGCAGCUGGGGCAAAAUCGCGAUGAGGAAGAGUCGGCAGGUGGUCCUGGCUGACAUUCUCAUUAGCCUGGUCAUCCUAAGCAUCCUGAGCCUGCUCAUCAUCAACGGCGCUUUCGCAGCUUCGGGACAGAAUUCUUACAAUCUCCUUAACAUUGUCUCUAAGCUGUUGGUGGGAGUCGAUGUAAAUGACACGAUGAGGGCACUGUGGCUGGUGUUGGGUGUGUGCCUGUCAGCAAAGCCGUGCAUCCUCGCCAUCCGCAAGUUCGAGCGUGGGUUCCGGGGCUUGGCGCACAAUCCCUUGGACGAGAUUGUCAACGCCAUGGAGUCGGUUGCAGACAGAGCUUGGGAGAUUGAGCAGCUGCUAGAUCAAGAAGCAGAGAAUGCUGCAGUGGAGGAUGAGAAGUCUUCAGUACUCGCUGUCAAGGGAAUGCCAAACGCUACUGUCAAAGCCAGUCUUCUGAACAAGGCGAAGCACCAUCUGCAGGCUUAUGCAAGCAGGCUUCAGUCAGAUCCUGGCAUCGAUUUUGACCGAGAUGAUUUGUUAACGGAACUGGCCAAAGCCACAGAAGACGCCGGCGCCGCUGCGGGAGGUGCCGCUGUUGGCAUUUGCAAGAAAGUGGCCUUCGCAGUGUCUGGCGGUUGGAUUGGUGCGGGUGCAGCAGUCGGUGCAACCGUUGCAUCUCACGGCCGCACUUCCAGCAGUUCAGAGGCCAUGAAGGGCGCAUCGGGUGGAAGCUCGCCAGGGAUGUGGAUGAUGGUUUCUGGUGCACUGCCCCAGGGGGGCCUCAAUUGUCAGCCUCGACUUUUGUCUUGA